AUGUCUCAAUACCCCCGUUAUGAGACAUUAGAUGCACCCGAUGGGUCAGCAUUGACGUGGAUCUUUGAUCAUUGCUUGCGUUACGCCGACCACUACGAGAUUUCCCUUCGGGCUGCGUACGAACUCAAUUGCCAACCAUCGAAGAGCGCAAUGGGGGCUUCAUUUCUUCCUGAAUCAUCCUCCAUCUUCUCCCGCAAUUCUGUUUGGUCUAAACACUCACGCAACUCCAAGUCUUCGCUUGAUGGCCCUUCUUAUGACACCAAUGCCGAAUUCCGUGCCUAUUUGACCAAGGCUGUCUCUGAAUUGCCUACUCAACCUUGCUCGCUCCCUCCGAGCUUUAUUCUCUCCUUUGUGCGCCGCUGUUUUUGUCUGGAUCUGGCCGAUGUCGACUUUGCCCAAGCUUUGACUGCUCUUGAUUACCUUAGAGUUCUCCAAGGUCGCUGGAAAAAGGAGAUUUAUGCCGCCUUUAUCCGACUAAAUGUUACUUCCAAGGAUGCGAGUGACCCUCAGCACUCGGAAGUGGCCCGCAAAUACCCUAAUGUCUUGAACUGGUACAACGACAUCAGCCGCAAGGCACACCUGAUUGAGUGUAUGUACACUCAGGUCUAUGUCGGCCUGCGUCGCUGGGUUCUUGUCAAUCAGAUGAUGCUUGAGCCAUUCGACAAGGCCAACUGCCUUGCUCUUCUCAAUACUCUACUGCCGCCUGUUCACCGAGAGAGCUCUACCCCAACACAGCAGUUGUCGACAGCCACUCUUGGACAUCAUCGUGACACCUUCUUCAAAUACAUUACCAACUACAAGGGUGAUCCUGCAAUGCUGGAACCUAUUAUUAAACAAGGCGCUCGAUCCAAUGAGGAGAACGGGUGGCCUGCAUUGCAUGAAACCUUUGACCGAUACCUGAUCGCAGCCCUCGAAAUGAUUGACGAGUGUGUUUUAAUCAAUGAGCCUAGUCAGAUUGGCAAGUCCGGGGUGCAGCGCCGGACCGACUCGGGUAUCAGCUUCGGUCCUGAUUUUGGUCCUUGUCCUGCUACCUCCCAAUCAUCGGGCACUGAAAAGCCUCUUCCCCAUUUCCCUGAACCGAACACAGGCACUAGCAAGCAUGGCUCGUUCCUGGACCGAUUUUCCUCUUUGUCGGGAUGGGGCAAGAAGAAAGACCCCAAGAAGGAGCAGGAGAGGGAGCAGCAGAGGGAGUUUGCGCGCAGUCUGAAGAAGAUGCAGUCGAACAGAUCAUUCAACAGUCGGGGUAGCAGCACCAAGGCGCCAGCCAAGUUCAACGCAAACAUAUCUUUCGAAUUGACUGAUGAUAAGCGCCAGCGUUUGAUUGAUGAAGCCCAAGCUCGCAAGGCAAUCGGCGCGGCCGAGGCGGCUCAAAGCAUUGGUCAGGCCGUUUAA
Molecule: messenger RNA, 1392 nt
Organism: Penicillium robsamsonii
Lineage: Eukaryota; Fungi; Ascomycota; Eurotiomycetes; Eurotiales; Aspergillaceae
Exons: 2
Coding region: 1-1392 (463 amino acids)
Source: RefSeq, a predicted model, not a curated record